AUGGCGUCUUUAGGCUCUGCUUUCAAGUCGUUCUGGCAUACGAUGACCAGUUAUGACAGACAUUCUUCCUACGACUCCCCAUACCAAACCGGACAACACGUACCCCUUCCACAGAGUCGACACCAGGCUCUUACUUCUGUCGCUACGACCGCCUCGGAAUCCCGUGCCGAUAUCAAUUCUCCAUACUUUGAAGAUGGGGCUGGGAGGAUGUCAACAUCGGCUCUGAAUGGCGGCGGUUACCCAAAUUCACCAGGGAUAAUGCCACAGAGUCCGGGCCCGACACCAUACUCUCCUGGAAUGAGAUCACAGACGGCUUUACACAGAACGAACACAAACGAAAAUUUCGAAAACGUCACACCAGGCGAGAUUCAACUACAGGCGUUUCAAGAAGGAUUACCACCACCACCACCAGUGGGACACUCAUGGAAACGAAUCGAUCGCUGGGCUGAAGACAACUACGAGGAGUUGUUUGACCAAUUGUGCGAAGGGUGCACAAAUAAUGACCUAAACGAAUUAGAACAUCAAUUAGACUGCUCGCUUCCCAUGGAGGUCCGAGAGUCCCUGCAGAUCCACGACGGACAAGAGAGAGGCGGUAUGCCGACGGGAAUUAUUUUUGGGUGCAUGUUAUUGGACUGCGAAGAGAUGGUACAAGAGUGGGAAAAUUGGAAGAAGGUGAAUGCCGAGUACCUCAACCAGCCAGUUAAUUAUAAGCCCGCGAUCCCAGUCAAGGCACUUGGUGGAAGCUCCUCGUCCACAUCGAGGGCCCCAUCUAACCAGCCAGGAAAUCCACAUUGGAGACAGGAACUCCUCGCCCGGCAGGAUUCCCAGCCUCCAAAUGCUAUCCAAAAGGUGUAUGCUCAUCCCGCAUGGAUUCCAAUGGUCCGCGAUUGGGGAGGAAAUAAUCUGGCAAUCGACCUUGCACCAGGUCCAGCGGGAAAAUGGGGUCAAGUAAUUCUUUUCGGUCGUGAUUACGACUGCAAGUAUGUAGUUGCGAGAUCUUGGUCCGCCUUCUUGGCCACUGUGGCAGAUGACCUCAACAGCGGUAAAGCUUGGGUGGAUGAGGAGACCAAUGAUCUGAAGUUGAGGGAGUUCAGAACGAGCAAGGUCGAGCCUGGAUAUUUGGACAUCUUAAGAUGGAGGAUGGACCAGAAGUAUGGUCGGAGACAAAGCAGACGUCGUUCCACUGGACCAAAUGGAACUGCUGGACCAGCCGGUUCCUCGCCUGGUGGAUCGCCAUAUGCAAGCCCAACGGCCGAAGUUGGUGGAGAGCCUCGUGGACGAUCAAUGCAGAGGUUCAGCGGAGCUUCACCUGUACCAAGUCCAAACAGACCAAAUUACGGAAAGUCGAGUCCGCUAGCCAGAGUGACAGAAGAGGGCUCAACACCUUCUAAGAUCCAGACUGUUAAUAUGCCAAUCGAGAAACUCGUCGAAGUCGAAACACCUCGGCCAAGUGAAGACACCAAGGCGAAGACUUUGGACACUGCGCUAGAAUCUGUUUCUUUGGAAGACAACAAGGAAAACUCCAACGCUGGUGAUGCCAAUACUACCAGCCUCGGACUCGCCAACGGCACUGCGAAGAAGGCCACGGUCGAGGAUGAUACUACGAUGAAGACGAUCGAAAUAUAA
Molecule: messenger RNA, 1626 nt
Organism: Glarea lozoyensis ATCC 20868
Lineage: Eukaryota; Fungi; Ascomycota; Leotiomycetes; Helotiales; Helotiaceae
Exons: 3
Coding region: 1-1626 (541 amino acids)
Biological process (GO): regulation of fungal-type cell wall biogenesis; cell wall biogenesis
Cellular component (GO): mating projection tip
Source: RefSeq, a predicted model, not a curated record